This is a messenger RNA of Dictyostelium discoideum AX4, 1230 nucleotides long. RefSeq lists its product as hypothetical. The record is from RefSeq and is a predicted model, not a curated record. Lineage: Eukaryota; Evosea; Eumycetozoa; Dictyosteliales; Dictyosteliaceae. The transcript is spliced from 3 exons. Bases 1 to 1230 code for a protein of 409 amino acids.
AUGUCAGAUAAAUUUAUAUUAUAUACUCAAUUAAAAAAUUAUUUUGAAUAUCUUUGUGGUGGUGGUUUAAAAUUACAAGAUUUCCUUGAUAAAGAGAAUCGUGAUUUAGAUGAUAUUGUUAACUGUUUUAUUUUAAUUCUUGGUUUAACUUUAGCAAGUAUCUGUGUAUUUAAUUUCCAUAAUUAUUUAUAUUGGCCUGCAAACAAAUUACCAUCAUUUACAGUUGGUCCAUAUCAUCCAUCAGUUUUUGCAACUUUAAAAAAUAAAAAUUCUUUACAAAAACAUAAAAGUGAUAUAUGUAAAAAUGGUAGAUUUUAUUUCUCUUUUCUCGAAGAUGGUUCAUAUGACGCAGAAUUUUUUAUUGAAAGUGGUCAUUCAACUAAAUUGAAAUUAAAAAAAAUUAAAAUUGUUAAGCAAGGUGAUAAAUUUACACCAGAUUUUAUAGAUUUAUCAUCUUUAGUUGAUAUUUCAUUUCGUACAUUUGAUAAACCAAUUUCAAAUUCAAUUGUGAAAGGAACAAUUGAAAUGCAAAAUAAUGGUAGUAAAGUUUCAUUCACUUGGACAACUGAUGAUAAUGGAACAUAUUCAACUCUAUUACCAGAGUGUAAAUUUUCAAUUAAUGUUGAAGGUAUUGUUGAUGGAAGACCAGUUAAAAUGAAUGAAGUUAUUGAUAUACUAACAUCAGAUGUUAUAAACAAUCUUGAAGAAUUAAAAUAUAUUAAACCAAGAUCAUUUGAAAUAUCUCAAAAAUGUACAAAUUAUAAUAUAAAAAGUAAAUCAGAAAAGAGUGUUCUUUUAAUUGAUGUAUCUCGUUCAAUGACUGGUGCACAAUUGGAUAUUGCAAAGAAUAAUUCCAAAAAAUUCAUUGCAGAGUCUGAUAAAUUUGCAAUUGGAGCUUGGUCAUACUCAAUAAAAUUCUUUAGUGAUUCUUGGGGAACCUCUUCAAAAAUAUCUGCUGCCAAUUCAUGGAUUGAUGGUUUAUGUUCAGAUGGUCAUACCGAAAUUAAACAGGCGAUUGAGGAAGCAAUUACAAAGUUCAAAGAUGCUGAUGAGUUUUGGAUUUUAUGCGACGGAGAUACUGACGCUUUCCCAGAUUUACAAUCCUGGUCAAACUUUUAUUCAAAUAAUUCAAAAUACAUAAUUAACUUUGUUGGAAUAGGAGGUUUAUCAGAUGAAAGAAUGAAAAGCAUGGUACAAAUCAGUAGAGGUAAAUUCAUAAAAGUUUCUUAA